Stegodyphus dumicola is the source of this 1089-nucleotide messenger RNA. It is a transcript of the gene melt, whose product is annotated as ventricular zone expressed PH domain-containing protein melted. The record is from RefSeq and is a predicted model, not a curated record. Gene Ontology annotation, biological process: regulation of signal transduction. Gene Ontology annotation, cellular component: plasma membrane. NCBI's taxonomy places the organism in Eukaryota, Metazoa, Arthropoda, Arachnida, Araneae, Eresidae. Gene Ontology annotation, molecular function: phosphatidylinositol-5-phosphate binding.
AACCGGUUAUUUAUUUCUGCUCUCUAUGAAUAUUCUAUGGUUUCGUAUGUUAGCUACAUAAUAAGUUACAUUUAGUAGGCUAAUCAUAAAAUGUUUAAAUGCAACUUUUCGUUUAUACCACAUCUCAUGCGUAUAAAAUAUUGACCUUUUUUUUUUUUCAUAUGGAUCUGUUAGCAACAUUAAACACUUUUUAAUGAUCUUUGAACUGUGUCUGCUGUUAAAGGAUUGCACUAGAUUCGUUAUCAGUCGUGUAUUAAAGAGGAAGACUGGAUAUGAAAGGAAUUGCUUGAAAAGAAAUUUCUGUGUUAUUUUCUUAGCUGCAUAUUGAUCUCUAUAUUCUUUAUUAGUUUUAAAUUUUUACCUGGAAAUCUUGCCUAAAAUUGAAUGAUGAACAUCUGGUGUGCUCAGAGUGGGAUCACUGAAACAUCAAGACUAGAUCAACAACUGUAUCUUUAUUUCACUGCAAUAUUUUCUUUGGUGACCUCAUUCCCAAUAAAAAGAUAUUGAAUGAUGUGAAUUUUUCAAUAUGCAUGAACUUUUUGCACAAGUUUUGACUAACCGUGAUCUUUCAAGAGCUGGUGAUUUAUUCUCAAUCGACGAUAACAGUGUUGUAGCUGAUUUAUCUGAAGUAUUAGCUAGAAUUCAAGAAAUUGCAAGUUCAUCAGAUUUUACCCAAAAUGACAAUAACCAAAGUGUUAUUGAAAUCUGUAUCACAAGAGUUACUUCUGCUAUCAGGGAUACUGGAACAAUUGAACAGCAUGCUCUUGCAAUGGUUUCACUAUUAGAAUCAUGUCUCAAUCAUGAUCUUCGUCCACUUCCUAAAGAUGAGGAUCCUCCUCAUGCAAAAAUUGCGUCAGAUAUUGUCAGUUGCAUAUUUUUGAAUCACAAUAAGAAAUCAGUUAUGAAACUAGCAUUGCCUGUUGCUGUGAAAUUUUUACAUAGAGGCAACAAAGAACUUAGUCGAAAUUUAUCAAGCUAUCUUUCCUUAGCUGCAAUUAAUAAUGCGGAACUCCUCGCUGUUCACGUACAGCCUAUAAUAGACAGUAUAAUAAGUGGUAAGUAUUAAAUUGCUGCACAUGCUUGAAAGUU